Molecule: messenger RNA, 3108 nt
Organism: Mus pahari (shrew mouse)
Lineage: Eukaryota; Metazoa; Chordata; Mammalia; Rodentia; Muridae
Gene: Gal3st4
Product: galactose-3-O-sulfotransferase 4
Exons: 3
Coding region: 1291-2733 (480 amino acids)
Biological process (GO): glycolipid biosynthetic process
Cellular component (GO): membrane
Molecular function (GO): galactosylceramide sulfotransferase activity
Source: RefSeq, a predicted model, not a curated record
GACUGCGCUCCUUAUGGCCUGGUGAGUGCCUAGAGAAGCUCAGGCUGGAACCAGUGGAGGGAACCUUUGAAUUUCUGGAGGGGUUCACAGAAGACCCUUAACAAAGGGCUGGAGACAGAGGCAGCACUCACCAAAGCUUCAGAGGGAGAGCUGGGAUGAGGAGCUCGAGGUGGAUGGUAGGAUAUCGAGUUUAGCCCGGGAUAGAGGAGUGAGUUCUCGGCUGAAUCCUUGGGGCUGUGCUCCGGGGAGGGAGCCAGGGAUAAUGCCAGAAGGAGGCGGACCUCUGGAUAGCAAGCUUGGAUUCUUUCCGUUUGGGUCAGCCUGACUAGUUCUGGAAAGGAGGCUGUUUAAGCAUGUCGGGAGGACCCUGAUCUUUGAUUAUAGGGUGUGAUCUGAAAAGAUGGAGUUACACUCCAAGUUGAUCAGGAAGCUUAAGGCCGGGAAAGAAGAAUCAAUUAAUCAAAACCCCCUCCCUUUCUGCUUGCCGCCUGUGCUGAUAAUUAGGAUUACGAAGUGUGAUGUGGUGUGUAUGGAGACUCUGUAGACCCACAUCUCCAUCAGCCCCUUUUAGUCUUUAGGAUCUUCCAUGUAGUGAGUGGGUAGCAGCCUUGCCAGCAGGAACAGUGGCUCACCAUGCAGUCCACCGCCCCCCAUCCCUCCUGGGUUACCCAACCUGUUCCUAUCUGGUCCUCCAUUCCUUCCUAAAGUUUCUCCCUAUACUAGCUACAGAAGGAGGAUUGACAGAGGGACUCAGAAGGCAGCCAGGACCUGGCUUGACAGUGCCAGGCUAUCAUCAUCAGCCAACAGGUUCAAUUUCAUUUACUGUCUGUUUCAUUUGAGAUCUGGGUCCUGGCUUUAUCUCCUUCCCUGUUAAAUGUCCAAUGCUUAAAGGGGGGUGAGUACAAUUGAAGAGCUAGGAAGUGGCAGUGGGCAAACAAGGUUGGCAGCAAAAGGAAUAGAUGCCAGGUUAUCCACAAGGGUCCAGUGUAAAGAAGGUACACACACACACCAGGCUACUCCCCAUCCCUGCCUCAGGUCUAAGUGGUAGAAGAAGAAAAGCUCCUUAGACUCCUCUCCUUCCCCCUCAUUUCCCUUCUAGACGCUGACAGAGGCAAAAAUCUGCUAACUCAGGGGGCAGACUCAACCAGGGCUGCAGGGAGGCCUGGGGAAUGAUCCCCUGAUCUCCAAAAGGUGCCUUCCACGGCUGUACAGCCAUCUCCAGCUCUUUCUGCCACUCAUGGCUCUUGACCCUGGCUCUGUUCCUAUUUAAUGUCACUUCCCUUGUGACACAUGGGCCCUCUGUCUCCUGCCAGGACCAUGAGGCUCUGGAGGCCUCGGAGCCUGGGGGUGGCUCUGGGAGUCUUCAUGACCAUUGGAUUUGGCCUCCAGUUCUUGGGGGGAUCGUUCCAGAAAAGGCUACCUGGACUGCAGCUCCGACAGUCCUGGAUCCCUUCACUGGAAUCAACUGUUAAGUCUUGCCUACCCCGACAGCGACUUGUGUUCUUGAAGACACACAAAUCUGGGAGCAGCUCUGUGCUCAAUCUCCUUCAUCGCUAUGGGGACCAGCAGGGGCUACGUUUUGCCCUGCCUGCCCACUACCAGUUUGGCUACCCAAAGCUUUUCCAGGCUUCCAAGGUCAAAGGCUACCAUCCCCAGAGUUCGGAUACCCAGAAACCUUUCCAUAUUCUGUGUCAUCACAUGAGAUUCAACCUGAAAGAGGUACUUCAGGUCAUGCCUUCUGAUAGCUUCUUCUUUUCCAUUGUCCGAGAUCCAGCGGCUCUAGCCCGCUCUGCCUUCUCCUAUUACAAAUCAGUUUCAUCGGCUUUCCGAAAGGCACCUUCUUUGGCCGCCUUCCUGUCCAAUCCUCAAGCCUUCUACAGACCCGGGGCCCGUGGCAACCACUACGCCCGUAACUUACUAUGGUUUGACUUUGGUUUGCCCUCUCCCCCAGAGACAAAGACCAUGAAAGUGAGUCCCCAACUACCUAGAGACCCCAAAUCCCUCCAGCUACAUAUUGUACCUUCCGGAGCUAGCCCUGGAACUCUCUUCCGACCUAUUACCACAGCUGCUGAUAGUUACAAGCAGCCAGCCAGCCUUGUCUCCUCAGAUUUUAGGCCCUCAUCCUUUAUCCAGUGGGGUCUGGCCUGGUUGGACUCAGUCUUUGACCUGGUCAUGGUGGCUGAGUACUUUGAUGAGUCACUGGUUCUGUUGGCAGAUGCCCUGUGCUGGAGUCUGGACGAUGUGGUGGGCUUCAUGCACAAUGCCCAGGCUGGAAGAAAGCAGAAUAUUAUCAGAACUGCCAAUAAGACUAUGGUGACUGGUGAAGAUCAGCAGCUAACUGAACAGGCCCGAGCCUGGAAUAACCUAGACUGGGCUCUUUAUAUUCACUUCAACCGUAGUCUGUGGGCACGGAUAGAACAGUAUGGCAGGAGCCGGCUGCAACGUGCUGUAGCUGAGCUCCGGGCUCGAAGAGAAGCUCUGGCUAAACGCUGCUUGAUGGGAGGUGAAGCUUUAGACCCCAAAUACAUCGCUGAUGUAAAGCUCCGUCCUUUACAGUUUGGUUCAGCUAAAGUAUUGGGCUAUGUACUUCAGAAUGGACUAAACCAGAAAGACAAAGAGGAAUGUGAACGCUUGGCUACUCCAGAGCUACAGUAUAAGGAUAAACUUGAUGCUAAGCAGUUUCCUCCUACAGUCUCCUCGCCUCUCAAGACCUCAAGGCUACUGCCUCCAUAGGUAUCAGACUACAAAUUAGGACAUAUACGACGGGUAGAGGACCUCUAGGUGCAUAUGUAUUUCCCUUGGAAGGAACAGGGAGUUUGCUUUUGCUCUAAGGUGAAAUGGUUGUCUGGACUUCCUCUAGAAAUCCCAGCAGUAUAUGUUUCCUCCCCCAACCCCUAACUUUGCCACUUCAAGCCUCAAGACAGAUUCAUGUAGCAGAUCCCCAAAACCCCCUGGAGGGGCAAAAGAUGAGAGCGACACAGAGAAAGUUUGGGGCAUGAUAUAUGUCCAUUUCUCUACAAAAUAUAUGUUAUGGAGCUGUGUUAAUUUCACUGUAAAAAUAUUUGUUGGAUGAAUAAAUGCUAUGAAAUAUUUACUUAUUUUUUAAAA